Messenger RNA from Bradysia coprophila, 1650 nucleotides. RefSeq lists its product as uncharacterized. NCBI's taxonomy places the organism in Eukaryota, Metazoa, Arthropoda, Insecta, Diptera, Sciaridae. The record is from RefSeq and is a predicted model, not a curated record. Gene Ontology annotation, biological process: DNA repair. Gene Ontology annotation, molecular function: DNA binding; zinc ion binding. Gene Ontology annotation, cellular component: nucleus.
UCAAAAUAAAUUGUUUAUGUUUUGAUUAUUGUGUUGACGUCGCUGGAAAUAAGCAUUUCGAUAAAAUGAAUUCAAAUUUAACACAAAUAUGCCGCUUAUGUCUGGAGACUAGUGGCGGUUUAGUAAAUAUUUUCGAAAUAUUUGAAGAAUCAACCGUUGCUUCAGUUUUGGCCGAACAUUUCUGGUUCCAGAUUCAUAAGGAUGACGGUAUGUCGGAAUGGGUGUGUGAAGUAUGUUGGAGUCAAACGAAAACAUUCCAUCAUUUCUACAAGAGAUUGGAGUUACUUCAUCAGAAUUUCUUGAACUCAAGCGUCUUGGUCAAAGUUGAUGAAAUAAAGCAAGAACGAAGCGUUAGUCCUCUAGAGGAAGUAUACGAAGAUGACCUUUUUACAGACAAAUGUGAAAUGGAUAUAACAAUAAAGACUGACGACACGCAGACACCCACCAAAGAUUACAGUUGUGAAGAAGAUAGUAACCAAAAUAGCGGCGAUCAAAGUGCAGCUGAAGCAGAGCAAACCACUGACGAUGAUGACGAGCCUUCUCUUGAUAAGCCAAGAAUCUAUAAAUUACACAGUCGAUCUGAAAAAGAGAAACAGGACGCAGAGAUUCGGAGAUUUUUUCCGAUGAAAUGCGAUAUUUGCAGUGAUGUCGAAUGUGACACAUUAAAGAAAGUGAGAAAACAUUAUAGUGAAGUGCACAAAACAAAAGCCUAUUUGAUCUGCUGUAAAAAUAAGUACUCGAAACGCUGCGAAAUGCUUGACCAUAUCCAGUAUCAUGUCAAUCCGGACGCACACCGUUGUGACCAGUGUGGUAAAAGCUAUAAAGACAGAAAAACACUGCGUGAACACAUGAAAUGUCAUAUACGUGCCCAUAAAUGCGACUCAUGUUCAAAAACUUUCCCGUCCGCAUCCAAGUUAAAAUAUCACGUUCAAGAUAAACACUCCACGGAUGCGAACGAAAAGUUUCCUUGCGACAAGUGUGGCAAAAUGUGCCGAUCGAAAAUGUUGCUAGCCUGCCACAUAAGGAACGUUCAUGACCCGUCGAUGAACCACGUCUGUGAGAUAUGCGGUCGUACAUUUAAACAGAAAUUCAAUCUGCAAAUGCAUGAGCAAUUGGAACAUUCAAAAACGCCAAUGCCGAAAGCUCAAUGCAACAUUUGCGGCAUUUGGUUGAAGCACGAACUUCGCCUUAGGAAACAUCAUUGGACAAUGCACCGAGAAAUGCAGGAAGCUCAAGACCGGAAACUUUUCAAUUGUCCGAUAUGUAAGAAGAAAGUAAAGACCAAAACACUGUUGGAUUCUCAUAUUCGCAGAUCUCACGGCGAAAAGAAACAUCAGUGUACAUUUUGUGACAAAUCAUUCAGGAUUGCCAAAAUAUUGAAGGAACACAUUGCAGCACUUCACACUGGUGUAGAUUUGUACAGUUGUAUGUACUGUGAUAGGACUUUCAAAUCGAACGCAAACAUGUAUUCACAUCGAAAGAAGGCUCAUUUAGAAGAAUGGACCAGAGACAAAGUCGAAAAGGAUAGUUGCAAGCAAGCAGCACCUAGUGAAACUGAAACCACAGCAACAAUGGUGGUUGAUGAAUAAAUCUAGCAACUCAAUCAAUGAUGACGGUUUUGUUGCGAAGCAAAUGGAUGACUUUCAUUGA